This is a messenger RNA of Lycium ferocissimum, 1662 nucleotides long. RefSeq lists its product as uncharacterized. Bases 845 to 1444 code for a protein of 199 amino acids. The transcript has 3 exons. The record is from RefSeq and is a predicted model, not a curated record. Gene Ontology annotation, molecular function: DNA binding. NCBI's taxonomy places the organism in Eukaryota, Viridiplantae, Streptophyta, Magnoliopsida, Solanales, Solanaceae.
UCUUUGAAGAGGGACUUGGGAUUAGGAGAUGGCACAUAAUACACUGUAAUUUCAGAUAUGCAAAAGGUAUGUCCUUAUCAUAUUUCUGAUUUUUUACAUACUUUCUGUUUUUUUGACUUUUUUUUUUUUUUUUUGCGCAUACAUUCUGGUUUUCAUGUAAUGAUAAUAAAUAGGGACUUGAAUUAGCAACUAGGGAACUUUUACCUUCUUGUGAAGAAAGAAGGUGUGCUAGGCACAUCUAUGCAAAUUGGUCAAAAGAGUGGAGAGGGCUUCAAAGGAAGCAAUUAUUUUGAAAGUGUGCUAGAAGCACUUAUGAGGCAGAAUUUAGGGAAAAUCUGAAAUUACUAGGAAAGCUUGGUAAAGGAAUAGUGGAUGAUUUGUUGUACUAUGAUAAAGAGUUUUGGUGCAAGGUGUUUUUUAACACUGAAGUGAAGUGUGAUGCAAUGGACAAUAACAUGUGUGAGAGUUUUAAUGCUUGGAUUUUGGGAGCAAGGCACAAGACUAUUAUUAGCAUGCUUGAGGAGAUAAGAGUAAAGGUGAUGACAGGAAUAGCUAGGUUAAGUGAAUUUGCAAAUACUUGGAUAAGCAACAUCUCUCCAAUGGGAAUGAAGAUAUUGGAGGAUAAACAAGAUAUCAAGUGAUGGAUGGAAACAAACAACACAUUGUUUGUCUAAGAAAUAGAGUUUGUAGCUGUAGAUCAUGGAGUUUGAAGGGGAUACCAUGUCCACAUGCCAUAUUUGCAAUGCUUUAUAAGCAAUAUGACCCAACUGAAUUUAUUAAUAGCUGCUACAAAAAGAAGAGAUACUUGAUGACAUAUUCUCACUUCAUUUAAUCUCUAAAUAAUAUGUCAUUUUGGCCUGAAUCUGCACAUCCUAUAGUUGUACCAUCAAUGGUCAAACCAAUGUCAGGCAGACCCAAAACAAAUAGAAGAAAAGAGACAAUUGAAACCAAGAAGUCUGGUAAACUGCCUAAAACUGGUAUGGCCAUGAUAUGUAGUCUCUGCCAUAUUAGGGGUCACAACAAAAGAGGGUGUCCUUUGAAGAGAAGUGAUGGAAUAAAUAUUGGUUCAUCAACAAGUAUUGCACAUGAUCAACCUGCUGCAAAUCCAUUAAUUUCAACAAGGGGAAGGGGCAGACCAAAGAAAACAACAACUACUGAAGCUGAGCCUGCUAUAAAGAGGGGGAGAGGCAGACCUAAGAAAACAGCCUGGGCUGCCAAGUCAGAGAAUAGUACUACUAGACCAAGAAAUAUAAUAAGAUCAGCUGAUGUAAUUGAUGAUAUUGGUUUCAAACCAUCAAGUGGACUGAAGUGGAAAGGAACUAAAACAAUCACAACAAGAAGGCUUCAAGAUAUUAGAGAUCAAGCAAGGGCUAAUGGUUCAAACAAUGCAAGCCAAAGCACCACUUCUUCACUGCCAAGAGAUCCAUGGAAGCUUUCGUGUUGAUGUUAAAUGUUGCUUUUGUUUAGCUGGAAAUACUGUAUUUUGUUUAUUUGAAACUACUUAAGACUUGAGACUUUUAAGCUACUGUUUUUUUAUCAUGUUGGUAACUGUCAGAUGUACCAUUUGUGUUGGUUGUUUUGGAAACAAUGUUUUAUCAUAUGAAAUGAUACUGAAUUGAAUUAGUAUUUAUAUUCAAUGUUGAAGUUCUGUUUCACCAGUUC